Haliaeetus leucocephalus (bald eagle) is the source of this 2283-nucleotide messenger RNA. RefSeq names its product coiled-coil domain containing 170 (gene CCDC170). NCBI's taxonomy places the organism in Eukaryota, Metazoa, Chordata, Aves, Accipitriformes, Accipitridae. The coding region runs from base 1 to 2283 and encodes 760 amino acids. The transcript is spliced from 12 exons. The record is from RefSeq and is a predicted model, not a curated record.
AUGCAAAGUCACCUCGUUCUAACAGAGAUGAAACUGAAAUAUGAAAAUGCUUUAACUGCUGCUUGUAAUAGUAAAGGGGAGGAAGGUAGAGCUAAGCAGUACCCUGCUGAAAGGAAUUUAGAAAAUCUCUUUGGUAAUUUAUUUGAGCUGUUGGGAACACUUUACUUAGUUUUACGUGUUUCUGGAACAGAAUCUCAUGAUCACGUUCUUCUGGAUAUUCCUGUCGCUAGAGAGCAAAUGAAUCACUAUCGAGCUGCAGCUGAAACUGCUCAAAGUGAACUUGCAGCACUUUCGGUGAAGUAUGAUUGUGCCCAGUCAGAGCUUCUUGAACUCAGGUCCAGAAUGGUCUCUAAAGAAGCCUCUUUUCAAGAGCUGAAGGCUGAAGCUGAAAGUUACAAGGAAAACAAUGCUAGACAGAUGUCUCGCCUCCUGUCUUUGCAAACCCGAAUUCAGGAGAUGGAGGAAGAGAUGUGUGUGCUCACCACUUCUAAAAACCAGGCUGAACUGACAGCUCAGGUGUCAUUCAAGGAAAACUGGGAGCUGAAGGAGGAGCUUCAUGAGCAAAAUGCCAAACUUAAUAAAUAUUUGAAUGAGUGUGAAGAAAGCAUGAGUCAAGCUUCUAAAAUCAGCAGAAAGUAUGAAGAGUUCCUUACAGAGCUUUCUGGAUUCUUGGACACAAAUAUCAGAGAAAAAGAGAAACCACAAGAGCAUUUAACAUCAAAGGUGUCUGAAAUGUGUAAAGAAAAUCUUACACUAAAAGACCAGGUUGCUGCUCUUCAAGAAGCUAUCAGUGUCCAUGAGAUGGAGUCCAAAGCUAGUAGAGAAACUAUCACAAGGCUUGUUUCAGAAGUGACCAAGGAGCAGAAAAAGGCAGCAGGAUACUAUCAAGGCAUGGAAAAAUUUAGUAAGGAUCUGGACAGUGCUAUAAUAGGGAGACAGAAUUUGGAGAUGGAAAUUAGAAACCUCCAAGAUAAACUGACUGCUAACCAGAAAGCUUUGGACGCCUCAAAGCAGGAGCUGCACAAUCUGAAGAAAUCUUCCAGUGAGCUGGAUAGAAGCUUGAAGAGCAGCAGAGAAGAGGUCAGGACUGCUCAGACCUCUUUAGUGGCUUUUAAAGAACAAAUUGCUACUCUACUCAGCGGUAGAUCUGCAAUAGUUAAACCUUCCGAGAAGGCCAUUUUGGAGAGGAUCCAAGAAAUAAACUGCAAAGAGAGGAGUAAAGAAAUAAUGGUAUCUCAGCUUGAAAGCCAAAUAGCUAAAUUGACUGAAGCUUUGGAAAAUCAGACCAGAUUGUACCAAGAAGCUCUGGAGAGGAGCAGGAAAGCUGAAAAAUGUUCUGAGACUUUCCAGGAUCAACUGAAACACUUGGAAGAGGAAUUACUGUCUGUAGAUCUGAUGCAAGAUGGUUUGAAGCUUGAGAACCAAAAAUAUCUGAAAUUUCUGGAGCAACUUAAUGAGAAGAUGAAGUUGGAUAGCCUAGCAGCAGAGGUUGGAUUUGAUAUGAAUGCGGAUGCAAUCCUAGCCCGGGUAGAGCAAUUGGUGAAACUGGAAGGUGAUGCAGUGAUUGAAAACAAGACUAUGGCAUAUAGCCUAAGAAGGAAGUUGAAGACUCAGAAAGAAAAACUUGAAAGCAAAGAGCUGCACAUGAACCUUCUGCGGCAGAAAAUAACCCAGCUAGAAGAAGAGAAGCAAGUAAGGACCACCUUAGCUGUGGAGAGGGAUGAGGCCAAUCUUGCUGUCAGAAAGUUACAUAAGAUGAUAGAGAGGUUACAGAAGCAGCUUGAUCUGGCGAUGGAAAUGAAUACUGAUCUCAAAGCCAAGCUGUCUGAAACCAAUGAACUUAAGAUCAAAACUUUGGAGCAGAACAGAACGAUAGAAGAACUCAGUAAGUCUCAAGGCAAAUUGGAAAGAAUGAAAGAAAAGGCUGAGAAACAACUUACCUCUGUCAAAUCAGAACUCCUUUUAAAGGACCGUAAAGCUACUGAAGAUAAAGAAAAAAACAAAACUAUGUUAGAAGCAGUUACCAAUGAGAUGAAGGUGCUUAAAACAGCCCUUGCAGAAUUAGCAAAAAGAGAGAGACAGCUGGCAGAUUUCCGAGAGGUGGUAUCACGGAUGCUGGGCCUCAACAUUGCCAGCUUGGCUCUUCCUGACUAUGAAAUUAUUACACGUCUUGAAGGGUUGAUUCACUCUCAUCAGCACCACUGCUUCCCCUGUGUCUGCCUCAAAGACGUGGCAAGGGCACCAGAGGAACACUCGCAAAGAAACAUAGAGCUUCUUCACUGA